This is a messenger RNA of Hemibagrus wyckioides, 4437 nucleotides long. RefSeq names its product DIS3 like exosome 3'-5' exoribonuclease (gene dis3l). The transcript is spliced from 17 exons. Gene Ontology annotation, molecular function: RNA binding; 3'-5'-RNA exonuclease activity. Gene Ontology annotation, cellular component: cytoplasmic exosome (RNase complex). NCBI's taxonomy places the organism in Eukaryota, Metazoa, Chordata, Actinopteri, Siluriformes, Bagridae. The record is from RefSeq and is a predicted model, not a curated record. Gene Ontology annotation, biological process: rRNA catabolic process. Bases 98 to 3253 code for a protein of 1051 amino acids.
GCUUUUUAUCCUACUGAAGAAGACAUGCGGAACAGUGCGUUGUUAUUUGUUGUUGUUGAGUAACCUAAGCGCGGGAAUGAACUUCUGAACUUCAGAAAUGAUUAAAACAGAAAAAAUCCUGCAUCUAAAGAGCUCCCGGGGAAGAAAGGUCCGUGUGGUCCGAGAGCACUAUCUGAGGGAGCAGGUCCCGUGUGGAAGCGCGCUGUGUCAGGCGCAGUGUCCGCGAGAUGGCAAGCUGUUGUCCAUAGACGCAACUCAUUAUGUGGUGCCGGAUGCUGGAGUGGUGAGGGACUUCCUGGAGGUUCUGGAGUUCAGGGAGUUUCGCGGGGUCGUGUUUACACAGACAGCAUGUCAGGCUUUACAAAACACACGUGGACGAAGGCACUGUAACAGGCUGCGUGGUCUCCUGAAGGACCCUCGGUAUGACUGUGUCCUGUUUGCCAAUGAGUUUCAGCAGUUUUCCUACUGUGCCCGGGAAAAAGGAGAAGCACAAGAGAAAUGGCAGACACGGUGUGUGUAUCAUGCAGCGGUGUGGUAUUAUAACCACUUGGCUAGUCUGAUGUCAGUAGUUAUGAUCACAGAAGACCAGGACGCCAUUAAAGAAUUUGGGAGUCAGAACAGUGGCGUUUAUGUCAUCUCAGCUCGGGAAUAUCUGCAGAGUUUCUGGCCAGACCUGCAUGCAGCUCAAGAGCUCUACGCCUCCAUUGCUCAGACUCUACAAGAGAGAGAGAGUGAAGGAGCAGAGAAGGAGUACUCUGAGCAUUUGCCUGCAGAAGUUCUGGAGGCAGGGAUCAAAUCUGGCAGAUACAUUCAGGGCACAUUGAAUGUGAAUAAGCACCGUGCACAGCAUGAGGCCUUUGUGCGUUUUGAGGGUUCUGGAAGCAAGAAUGCAGAGCUUAACAGUGAUGUUCUGAUCAAUGGAAUGAAGCAUCGUAAUCGGGCGAUCCACGGUGAUUUGGUUGCUGUGGAGUUGUUGCCACGUGGUGAGUGGAAGGGCCGGAGUACGGCAUUAACAGAGGGACGAGGAGAGGAAAAAGGAGAGGACAUUCAGAGUCAGCCUAUGCCGACGGGUAGAGUGGUAGGUAUCAUACAGAGAAACUGGAGGGACUAUGUGGUAACAUUUCCUCCUCGAGAGGAGCUCCAGUCUCAGUCCCGCAACUCUCAGAAGAUUCUGGCUAUUCCAUGGGACUGUCGGAUCCCAAAGGUCCGGAUCAGCACCCAGCAGGCUGAUGCACUGCAGGACCAUAGGGUGAUUGUGCGAGUGGACUCAUGGGAGAGCACUUCACUCUACCCCAAUGGUCACAGUGUGAGAGUUCUGGGCAAGGCUGGUGAGGUGGAGACUGAAAUUCAGACCAUUCUGGUGGAGAACUGUAUCCAUGUGCCUCCGUUCUCUGAAGCCCAGUUGCGAGAGAUGCCUGUGAACUCUAAGGAGCAGCCGUGGCAGAUGGACCAGGCUGAGAUAAACUCUCGGAGGGACCUACGUGACACACACCUGGUGUUUAGUAUUGACCCACUGGGCUGCGAGGAUGUAGAUGACACACUGUCAGUGCGCACCCUGCCAGGAGGAAAGCGCCUGGAACUGGGAGUCCACAUCGCAGACGUCACACACUUUGUAAGAGAGGGUUCUCUCACUGAUCUGGAGGCUCGUUCCAGAGCCACAACAUAUUACCUGGCUGACCGAAGGUAUGACAUGCUGCCGGCGGUGUUGAGUGCUGACCUUUGCUCACUGCUGGGGGGAGUGGACAGAUAUGCCAUGAGUGUUAUAUGGGAGCUGGAUGCUGAGUCUCUGGCAGUGUGUAGCGUGUGGUACGGCCGCACACUCAUCAGAUCCUCUUACCAGCUGCACUAUGAGCUGGCCCAGAGCCUGUUAAAUGGGGAAGAUGUGGAGGUGCCUGAGGUGACUCGGCUGGAGAGCUCUGUACGGGUCCAGAAACUGUCUGAGCUCCUGCAGGCCCUGGAGCAGCUGACACGUGUGGCCAGGCAUCUGCGGUCACAGAGGGAUAAAGGUGGCGCUUUGGAGCUGGAGGGUGUUGAAGUCAGGGCACAGCUGGACGAGGACAAAAACAUUACCGCUCUAGUGCCCAAGCAACCUCUGGAGGUGCAUGAGACUGUGGCAGAGUGCAUGAUCUACGCCAAUCACUGGGUGGCACGAAAGAUCCAGGAAUGUUUCCCACACCAGGCACUGCUCAGGCGUCAUCCGCCACCAAGACAGGAGUUCUUCAACCAGUUGAUUGACAGUGCUAAGAGUCGUGGCUUUGCCAUUGAAACGAGGUCGAACAAAUCUCUGGCUGAUUCUCUGGACCAGGCAGUGGAUCCAAAGGACCCUCUGGUAAAUAGGCUGCUGAGGAUGAUGGCCACCCAGGCCAUGUCUAACGCCGAGUACUUCUCUACAGGAGCAUGCCCUGAGGAUCAGUACUACCACUAUGGUCUCGCUCUGGAUCGGUACACCCAUUUCACCUCUCCAAUCAGGCGCUAUGCUGACAUCAUAGUGCACCGCCUUCUCAUGGCUGCUGUCCAGUCGGAGACAGAGGAGUGCUUUCACAAGAGCUUAACUAGCAACAAGGACUUGGAGGAAAUGGCUCAUCAAAUCAACAAUAAAAACAGAGCAGCUCAGCAUGCUCAGAAGCAGUCCACAGAGCUUUUCCAAUGCCUCUACUUCCGAGAUAAGGAUCCGCUCACUGAUGAGCGCUGUGUGGCUGACGCCAUUGUCUACUCCAUCAGGGCCAAUGGCAUACUGGUCUUUGUACCACGGUAUGGUUUGAAGGGUGCGGUGUACCUGAAGAAUCGGGAGAGUCAGGUGGUGAGUGUUGGGGAUGAUGGCGGGUGUGUGUGGCAGGUGGGGACACUGCAGAGGUAUCCAGACAGGAUCAGCUCCUGCACCAGCACAGGGACAAACACCUUUUAUCUAUUCGACCAUGUCACAGUGCGUAUCUCUGUGGAAACUGCCCGUUGCCAUUCUGACAACUUGCAUCUGGAACUCAUCAGUAACAAGCCACAUCGGUCUGCUGUGGCCGAGUCCCGGACGAGCAGUCGGGUCCAGUCUGAGCUGAUUGAGGAGGUGGUGCGCAGGGAAGAGGCGUCUCUUCAGGCAGAGGAAGAGAAGACGAGGAGACCAAGACUGAGCAAAGAGGAAAAGGAGUUCAGACAGAGCAAAUGGCCAAAUCUCUACUCCGUCCUGCAAGAAAUCAGUGAGCUUGCCCUGUUUGAUACAGCUCUCUGUCAAAUACAAAACACUGAAGUACCAACAUGCUGAACCUCACCUUAGGUUUACUGAGAAAGUUCACCCUGAAAUCCAACAAUUGGAUUUUAUUGCAUAGAUAUCAUGAAACAUUAUUUUUAAUUAUUCAGGUUUGGUUUAUACGGUAGCACUGGAGCAUUUUGGCCAAGGUUUUAUUCAGAUCUUGUUCAUGAGAUAAUCAAUGGCCCUUAAUUAGUUAAAUCCAUUUUUAGUGAUUUUAAUGUUGCACUGAUUAACAGAUUAACAUUAUGGUUUGCUGUGGUGUUUUGUUCAGUAUAUAUUUUGUACACAAAUGUAUAAAUUGUUAUUUUCCAGGUUUCAAUUUGAGUGUUUUAUUAAAAAAUAUUUUCCUAAGCUUUAUAGAGUGACCUUUUGCGUUUCUUUGGGCCAGAUAUAAUCUUCUGACCCAAAAUGUUUUAUUUCAAGAUUUUUGAACAGCAAAGUGCCUGAAAGGUUAGAAGUCUACCUACAGCUUACUAGGUGCUAUAAAUAUGCAACUCCAAGUUAGAUUUUAUAACCAAGUUAGAAACUACUUGCUGGUUGACAUGGUUAUAAAAUGUGUAGCGUUGCAGUGUUUCAGCUCCAGUGCUCCUGAUCCAAUCCUGAACCCUGGAUUCUUCCCAUGACUGUGUGUGGCUUCCUUUCGGUUCUCUGGCUUCCUUCCACCAUCCAUUAAGAUCUAUUAAUUGAUGCCAUGGUGUGUGCAUGGUGCCCUGUGAUUGACUAGUGUCCUAUCCAGGGUGUAUUCCAACCUCACUCCUACUGUUCCUGGGACAGAUUAGAAAUCAGCGGUGCCCAGUCUUAUUCAGAGAGGGCCUGUGUGGAUGCAGGUUUUCAUCCAACCAUGCACGCAAGUCACACGUGAGCCUUUGGAAAACCAAGAAGAAAUGCUUAAACAGGUAUUAGGUGUGGAGCCUGCAUGAGUGGAAUGAAAACCAGCAACCACUCUGCAGAUAAGGUUGUGAUCCUGACCAGAGUAAAAUGGUUAAUUUAAAGGAGUACCAUGGCAAAAACCAAGUACUUACAUUUGUACCCGACUUUGAUGGAGACAUUAACACGCAGUCGUUAAACAAGAUAGGAACACUUUAUUUAGAAUAUCGCAAUAGAAUAUGAAAGAGAAUUUAUACGAAAAAAAGAACACCCAAGACAUAAAACUGCACAAGAAUAUUCAAACUCAAAUUAUUAAUCAGCUUCCUAAA